Molecule: messenger RNA, 1824 nt
Organism: Eurytemora carolleeae
Lineage: Eukaryota; Metazoa; Arthropoda; Copepoda; Calanoida; Temoridae
Gene: CCT6
Product: T-complex protein 1 subunit zeta
Exons: 13
Coding region: 29-1627 (532 amino acids)
Biological process (GO): protein folding
Cellular component (GO): chaperonin-containing T-complex
Molecular function (GO): ATP hydrolysis activity; ATP-dependent protein folding chaperone; ATP binding
Source: RefSeq, a predicted model, not a curated record
AUAUAUUAUAUAUAUUGCAGAUAUUACGAUGGCCGCCAUUUCUAUGCUAAACCCCAAGGCUGAGAUCGCCAGAGCCUCCCAGGCUCUAGCGGUCAAUAUGUCCGGAGCAAAGGGUCUGCAGGAGGUUCUGAAGACCAAUCUUGGUCCUAAGGGAACCAUGAAGAUGUUGGUUUCUGGGGCUGGAGAUAUUAAGAUUACCAAGGAUGGAAAUGUACUCCUCCAUGAGAUGCAGAUCCAGCAUCCUACUGCUAGCUUGAUUGCCCGUGCAUCUACUGCCCAGGAUGAUAUAACCGGAGAUGGAACAACAUCAACUGUUCUUCUUAUUGGAGAGUUCUUGAAGCAGGCGGAUGUGUAUAUCUCAGAGGGUCUUCACCCCAGGAUAAUCUGUGAGGGGUUUGAUCUGGCCAAGGCUAAAGCUCUUGAGGUUCUUGAGCAGAUGAAGAUCCAGCUUACUGAACCAGAGAGGAAGGAGAUCCUCACAGCAGUAGCCAGGACUUCUCUUGGAACUAAAGUUCACCCUAAACACGCAGAUAUGCUCACCAGUAUUGUCGUAGAUGGAGUUCUAGCAGUCAGGAAAGAGGGAGCUCCUAUCGACCUUCACAUGGUGGAGUUGAUGGAGAUGCAGCAUAGGUCGGAGACUGACACACAGUUGGUCCGUGGUCUGGUUUUAGAUCAUGGCUCCAGGCACCCCGAUAUGCCUAAAAGACUGGAAAACUGUUAUAUCCUGACGAUGAACGUGUCCCUGGAGUAUGAGAAGACAGAGGUGAACAGCGGGUUCUUCUACAAAUCCGCUGAGGACAGAGAGAAGCUGGUCAUAGCGGAGAGGCAGUUCAUUGAGGAUAGGGUCAACAAGAUUGUCGAGCUGAAGAAGAAGAUGUGUGAUGGGACAGAUAAGAGUUUUGUUGUGAUCAAUCAGAAGGGAAUUGAUCCCUUCUCCCUGGACGUAUUCGCCAAGGAAGGAAUCAUCGGGCUCAGGAGAGCUAAGAGGAGGAACAUGGAGAGGUUAGCCCUGGCCUGUGGUGGGGUUGCCAUGAACAGUGUCGAUGAGUUAGAUGCUGAUUGCCUGGGUUAUGCUGGUAUUGUGUACGAGCAUGUUCUUGGAGAGAACAAAUACACAUUUGUUGAGGACUGUAAGAACCCCCUCUCCGUUACCAUUCUCAUGAAGGGACCCAACAAACACUCCCUUCAACAGAUCAAGGACGCUGUGCGCGAUGGUCUCCGAGCUGUGAAGAACGCGCUUGAAGACGGAUGUGUUGUUCCCGGCGCAGGUGCAUAUGAGGUAGCAACCCACGCUGCGCUCAAGAAGUAUCUGGAAACUGUCAAGGGUCGCGCACGUCUUGGAAUUCAGGCUUAUGCUGACGGCCUUCUUGUGAUCCCUAAAGUUCUUGCGCAGAAUGCCGGAUACGAUUCUCAGGAGGUCAUGGUCAAACUUCUCGAAGAAUCAACCUCCGACCAAUGGGUUGGAAUUGAUUGCGAGAGUGGCGAGGCUUGUAUCCCUGCACAGCAGGGCAUCUACGACAACGUCAGAGUCAAGAAGCAGAUGAUCAACUCCUGCACCGUCAUCGCCAGCAACCUGCUCCUCGUCGACGAGAUCAUGCGCGCCGGCAUGUCCAGCCUGAAGGGUUAAACCGUUUUGCUCAUGCGCGUUCCUUUCGGCCGCGCAUGCGUGGUACACGAUCUGAACGAACCGCCCAUUACGUCACUUCUCAAACUUGAUUUUGCACCAUGUGAUGUCGAUCUUGUCUUAAUGAUAAAUAAUAACUAAUAAUAAUCCUGCUUCAUUAAUAAUUAUUGAUUAAUAAUCAGUGUUUGAAUUAUUUCAGA